CAUCUUCUCCGGCAAUGGCGAUCCGCUCGGUUUUCGAUGCUGGAGCUCUGAAAGCGGAGCUCGAGAGCGCCUCCAUCAGCCCAAGCUUCAUCCCGACCAUCUGGAAGUAUGUGAUUCAGAACCCGGAAUGCGAUCUCGAUGACAUCCCGUCGCUGCCGUCCAAAGCGUAUCCCAUUCUCCGAUCCAAGUUCAGGGCCAUGACCACCACCGUCACGUCGACCUCUGAUUCCAAGGAUCGGGUCACUACCAAGCUCCUCAUCCGGCUUCAGAAUGGCUCUUCUGUUGAAGCUGUGAUUAUGAGGUAUGAUACACGACUAGGUAAAUAUGAUGGCAAGCCUCGUCUUGGCGGUCCAAGAUCAACUUUGUGUGUCUCAUCCCAGGUUGGUUGCAAGAUGGGAUGCAAAUUCUGUGCAACUGGGACUAUGGGUUUCAAAAGCAAUCUUUCAUCUGGUGAAAUUGUUGAACAGCUGGUCCAUGCAAACCGCAUUUCACACAUACGAAAUGUUGUAUUCAUGGGAAUGGGGGAGCCAUUAAAUAACUACACAGCUUUAGUGGAAGCAAUUCAGGCUAUGUUAGGAUUUCCAUUUCAGCUAUCAGCCAAAAGAAUUACAGUUUCAACUGUUGGGAUCAUCCAUGCCAUCAACAAGCUCCAUGAUGACCUCCCAAAUGUGAACCUUGCGGUUUCAUUGCAUGCACCCGAUCAGGACGUCCGAUGUCAAAUUAUGCCAGCAGCACGAGCAUUUCCCCUUGCUAGGCUAAUAGAUGCAAUGCGAGCCUAUCAGAAUAAGAGUGGACAGAAGAUCUUUAUUGAGUAUAUCAUGCUUGAUGGAGUGAAUGAUCAGGACCAGCAUGCUCACCAGCUUGGCAAGUUACUGGAAAAGCUCAAAUCGGUAGUCAAUUUGAUACCAUUUAACCCAAUCGGCACUACAAGUGGUUUUAAGACUAGCAGUGAACAGAAUGUCAAGAGUUUCCAGAGGAUUCUGAGAGGUGUCUACAAUGUUCGAACAACAGUAAGACAAGAGAUGGGUCAGGAUAUAAGUGGUGCUUGUGGCCAGCUGGUUGUGAACCUUUCAGAACAGAGAUCAGCAGGUGGUGCAAGUCUUUUGACUGACAUUGAAGAUCUCCAUAUUUGAUCUUGCUUUAUUGAGCCUUAAGCUAAAUCAGAAGACUUUUCUCUGUCUUCAUACAUAGAAGCAAUAGCAUCUUUGGUCAUAGUGGUGUAUGCAAGGUUUCAGGCUAUCUUUUUGUAUGCUAAACUGUAUAGAAUCCUCACACUCUCUUAAGAAACAGAGUGCAAAUUUUGGUUCUGGAGAUUAGCCUUAAUAUGAACUCGUGUAUUCUGCAUUAGGCGCCUCGACCGUGAACUCUAAAAAGGUUUUGAACAGGGCUGAUGUCGAUGUACUGGUUGAAUUUUGCACUGAGAUCUUUGUCCAAAUGGACUGUGUUGCAGUAACACCAUAGGUCCAAAAUAGAAGUAAGGUUUUAAUUUUUUUA
Dioscorea cayenensis subsp. rotundata (Guinea yam) is the source of this 1494-nucleotide messenger RNA. RefSeq names its product dual-specificity RNA methyltransferase RlmN. NCBI's taxonomy places the organism in Eukaryota, Viridiplantae, Streptophyta, Magnoliopsida, Dioscoreales, Dioscoreaceae. The transcript is spliced from 8 exons. The record is from RefSeq and is a predicted model, not a curated record. The coding region runs from base 15 to 1133 and encodes 372 amino acids. Gene Ontology annotation, molecular function: iron-sulfur cluster binding; RNA methyltransferase activity. Gene Ontology annotation, biological process: rRNA base methylation; tRNA methylation.